AUGGGUGAACACAAUCUCCUGAACCCCGGGUUCGUGGGGCCGCUGGUCAAUAUCCACACGGGCGACACCUUUUAUUUCCCCAACUUCCGCGCCUCGGGGGCACAGUUGCCCGGGCUUCCUUCCCUGCCCUACCCGCGGCGGGACAAUGUGUGUUCGCUGCCCUGGGCGUCAGGGGAGCCCUGCAAUGCCUACCCGCAGCCCUACCUCGGCGGCCCCGUGUCGCUCAGCCCGCCCUUCGGCCGGACUUGCGAGCUGGCCCGAGUCGACGACACCAAGUGCUACUACCGCGACGCGUGCUCCGAGCCGGGGGCCGGGCUCAAGCGGGAGGAGCGGGGCCGGGACACGGGGCUGAUGACCCUGGAGCCGUCGGGGCCCGCGGCCCCGACCAUGGCCUUCGCCGGCGGCAAGUACGAUUACAGCACGGCAGCGGCGGCGGCGGCGGCGGUGGGGCCGGGGGUCGACGGUUCCGCCCCGCACGACCCCGCGUCCUGUCAGUCCCUCGAGUCCGACUCCGGCUCGUCUCUACUCAACGAAGGCGGCAAAGGAGGUGGCGGCGGCGGCGGCGGCGACGCGGGGGCCCUCGGGUCCCCCAUCAACCAGGGCCACGGUCUCUCGGCCAGCGGCACUCCCUGGUACCCGCUUCACACGAGGUCGAGGAAGAAGCGCAAACCGUACUCGAAGCUGCAGCUGGCCGAGCUGGAAGGCGAAUUUCUGGUGAACGAGUUUAUAACGCGUCAGAGGAGACGGGAGCUCUCGGACCGAUUGAACCUUAGUGAUCAGCAAGUGAAGAUCUGGUUUCAGAACCGCAGGAUGAAAAAGAAAAGACUUCUCCUCCGAGAGCAAGCCCUCUCCUUCUUCUAG
Molecule: messenger RNA, 861 nt
Organism: Tachyglossus aculeatus (Australian echidna)
Lineage: Eukaryota; Metazoa; Chordata; Mammalia; Monotremata; Tachyglossidae
Gene: HOXC12
Product: homeobox C12
Exons: 2
Coding region: 1-861 (286 amino acids)
Biological process (GO): regulation of DNA-templated transcription
Molecular function (GO): DNA-binding transcription factor activity, RNA polymerase II-specific; sequence-specific double-stranded DNA binding
Source: RefSeq, a predicted model, not a curated record